AAUUUCACCAAAAAGUUUUUGAUUUUUUUUUUGCAUUGCCUUUGUUCACGUAAAACCAAAAUGAGAUCAUUCUCUAGGACUUUGAUCUCAUUCUCAGUCAGAAUUUGUAUUAUCAUAAUCUCAUUAUCCAUGUUCCAAUCCUCUCGUGCCCAAACCUUCUCACAAGAUUGCCUUAGGCCACACAACACGGCUCGUGCCGAGGUAGGUGUCCCACCAAUGGCGUGGAACACGACUCUAGUGAAUUAUGCAAUUGAAUAUGCUAGAUCACGCAUUGGUGACUGCUCUUUGGUGCACUCCUACGGGCCUUACGGCGAAAACCUUGCGUGGAGCGGCGGCGACCUGUCAUGCUCCGACGCUGUGAGGCUGUGGGUGGCGGAGAAGGCCUACUACAAUAACAACUCGAAUUCGUGCGCUCCCGGCAGAGUUUGCGGGCACUACACUCAGGUGGUGUGGCGUAACUCGGUUCAUGUUGGGUGUGCUAGGGUUCGGUGCUACAACAAUAGGGGUACGUUCGUCAUUUGCAGCUAUUCACCCCGUGGGAACUAUAGGGGGCAGCGUCCUUACUAAUUAUCAUAACUAAUUAGGAAUUUAAUUACUAGUAUUACAAAUAAAGUUAUAAAGUAUACACAUAUAUAUUGAUCAAUCUUCUACUGAAGGUGAAUAGGUCAUCAUGAAUAAGACGCUUUCAUUUUCUGUUCUAUUGUGACAAAUUCCUAAAAUUAUGUACUAGAAAAUAGAUAAAUAUAUACACGUACUCCAUCGA
Morus notabilis is the source of this 763-nucleotide messenger RNA. RefSeq names its product pathogenesis-related protein PRB1-3. The record is from RefSeq and is a predicted model, not a curated record. Lineage: Eukaryota; Viridiplantae; Streptophyta; Magnoliopsida; Rosales; Moraceae. Bases 61 to 567 code for a protein of 168 amino acids. Gene Ontology annotation, cellular component: extracellular region. The transcript has a single exon.